Molecule: messenger RNA, 358 nt
Organism: Candidula unifasciata
Lineage: Eukaryota; Metazoa; Mollusca; Gastropoda; Stylommatophora; Geomitridae
Source: the annotation of a GenBank genome assembly
GCUUUUUGACUUCUCAGCUAGUAGACGCUGUGAAAUGUCUCCCCCCUCUUGAGUGUCGGUCCUUUUCAGGACUUGUUAGAGGGCGGUUCCAGUCAGGGACGCCGCCUGAGGCCCCUUUUGAGGCCCUGUUGCAGGCUUUUUGGGGCGGGGGAAGAGAGGGGCGGGAAGAGAGGGGGGAGGGGACGUCUAGACACAACGGGAGGAUACAGGAGACGUCUAAACACAACGGGAGGAUACAGGAGACGUCUAGACACAACGGGAAGGUAAAGAGGACGUUUAAACACAACAAGAAGGUUAAGGGAAUGUCUGAACACAACGAAAGGAUACAGGAGACGUCUAGACACAACGGGAAGGUAAG